CUAUAGACGGAGGAGGUAGAAGGAGUAGAGGCAUGCUCUGCCAUGUUCUGAGGUUGGGUUGUACUUCUCUGCUCGGUUCCUCAGGGCCUUCCUCCUCGAUUCUCGGCAGCUGCCCAAGACGGCACAAGGCCUCUCGCUUCCUCAGGUCGUUGCAGCAAUCUCCGGGAGGCGCGAGUGAUAAGUCAUCGUCGACCGACGGGGAGGAGAUGCAGGGUCAGCAGGAGCAGCAGCCGGAAAAGCUCGGGGAUAUAAUGGCCGAAUCGUUCGGGGAAGCAUAUGCGACUCGUUCAGAGGAGGAAGGGUUCGGAGGCAUAUAUGGCGAAUCUCAGACUUUUGUUAGAAAAGAGAGAGUUGCGGUUUCUAAGGUUGUUCAGGAGGGUCAACCAGACUAUGAUGACACCCAAGGAAGCACGGUGAAAGAGACGGAGAAGGGAAGGAACUCCACGGAAGAAAGUGCUUCUACAUAGACGUAUUCACAUGCUACUUUAUUACCCUGUUUCAUGCUUGUGUGUGUGUGCACUUCCUACGUACAUAUGAGAGUUGAAACUGAAGCUUUGUAAGCCUUAAUUUGCUCGUUUAUGGUAGUUGGACGUAUACUGUAAGAUCAAAGGCAGCUCAAAGAGAGACACAAGAAAG
Messenger RNA from Nymphaea colorata (pocket water lily), 636 nucleotides. RefSeq lists its product as uncharacterized. NCBI's taxonomy places the organism in Eukaryota, Viridiplantae, Streptophyta, Magnoliopsida, Nymphaeales, Nymphaeaceae. The record is from RefSeq and is a predicted model, not a curated record. Bases 33 to 467 code for a protein of 144 amino acids. The transcript has 3 exons.